GCUCUGUACCGCUCCGACUCCGCCCCCGCUGGGUGUUUGUGGUGGGGCUGCGGAGUCGCCGAUCCCGCCGGAAGCACCAGGACAAUGGGGACCAGGGACGACGAGUACGACUACCUAUUCAAAGUGGUGCUCAUCGGGGACUCGGGCGUGGGGAAGAGCAACCUGCUGUCACGCUUCACCCGCAAUGAGUUCAACCUGGAGAGCAAGAGUACCAUCGGCGUGGAGUUCGCGACCCGCAGCAUCCAGGUGGACGGCAAGACAAUCAAGGCACAGAUCUGGGAUACGGCCGGCCAGGAGCGCUACCGCGCCAUCACCUCUGCGUACUACCGUGGUGCGGUGGGCGCCCUGCUGGUGUACGACAUUGCCAAGCACCUGACCUAUGAGAACGUGGAGCGCUGGCUGAAGGAGCUACGGGACCACGCAGACAGCAACAUCGUCAUCAUGCUGGUGGGCAACAAGAGCGACUUGCGUCACCUGCGUGCUGUGCCUACAGACGAGGCCCGCGCCUUUGCAGAAAAGAACAACCUGUCCUUCAUUGAGACCUCAGCCUUGGAUUCCACCAACGUAGAGGAAGCCUUCAAGAACAUCCUCACAGAGAUCUACCGCAUCGUAUCACAGAAGCAGAUAGCUGACCGCGCAGCCCACGACGAGUCCCCCGGCAACAACGUGGUGGACAUCAGCGUGCCGCCGACCACCGACGGACAGAAGCCCAGCAAGCUGCAAUGCUGCCAGAACCUGUGACCCCUACGCCGGUCCCGAGCGUGCGUGCCCAGCCUCGUCCUCCCGGCCCCCCACCGCACUGUUCCCUAUGACUGGCUCGUUCUGCCUGCCCUCCCAGCGAGCUCCCUGCCCAUCCCCGCCUG
Molecule: messenger RNA, 863 nt
Organism: Chrysochloris asiatica (Cape golden mole)
Lineage: Eukaryota; Metazoa; Chordata; Mammalia; Afrosoricida; Chrysochloridae
Gene: RAB11B
Product: RAB11B, member RAS oncogene family
Exons: 5
Coding region: 85-741 (218 amino acids)
Biological process (GO): regulated exocytosis; constitutive secretory pathway
Cellular component (GO): recycling endosome
Molecular function (GO): GTP binding; GTPase activity
Source: RefSeq, a predicted model, not a curated record